AGCCAAGCCCCUCCCUCCUCCCCCGACGUCGCGAGCUCCUCGGAGUCUACGGCUUCCUCCACGUCCUACAUCGUGAUAGCGAGCCGGUCAGUGUGGUCGGCAGAGGAGCACAGGCGCUUCCUCGAGGCCCUCUCCCUGUACGGCCGGGCAGGGAGAGGCACGGGGAGGCAGGCGGGGAGGGCGGGGGUGGGGCUGGGGCGGGGGACGGCGGCGAAGAUGGCAGCGUACAUCGGGACGAAGACGAGCGAGCAAGUACGGUCACACGCGCAGAAGCACUACGAGAAG
Guillardia theta CCMP2712 is the source of this 285-nucleotide messenger RNA. RefSeq lists its product as hypothetical. The record is from RefSeq and is a predicted model, not a curated record. The transcript has a single exon. NCBI's taxonomy places the organism in Eukaryota, Cryptophyceae, Pyrenomonadales, Geminigeraceae. The annotation marks the transcript as partial.